Messenger RNA from Ichthyophthirius multifiliis, 2709 nucleotides. Its product is annotated as phospholipase d1, putative. NCBI's taxonomy places the organism in Eukaryota, Ciliophora, Oligohymenophorea, Hymenostomatida. Gene Ontology annotation, cellular component: plasma membrane. The transcript is spliced from 6 exons. The record is from RefSeq and is a predicted model, not a curated record. Gene Ontology annotation, molecular function: D-type glycerophospholipase activity. Gene Ontology annotation, biological process: phospholipid catabolic process; intracellular signal transduction; phosphatidic acid biosynthetic process.
AUGAGUAUUUAGUAAACUAAUGCUUUUUGGGAAUUUUUCGAGCUCUCUGAAAACGAUUAUUCAGGUGUUUUUAAAGCUAAAGAAACUUUUAUAGGAAAAAGAAGUGGUGGAAAUAAGAAUGGUUAACAAAAAAUAAGAGAAAUAUUAAUGUUUGACCAAAACUAUAAAAUGGAAUAUGGAAAAGCCAAAACAGGAAAAGAAGCAGGAAUUGUAAUAAGAACUUCAUCAAGAAUACUUCAUUUAGAAUGCUUGAAUUAAUUUCAUUUCUAUGAUGUUUUAGCCGCUAUUAUUUAAGCUAGAUAAUGUUCUCCUUACACUGAAAUACAUAGAUUUGAUUCUUUUGCCCCUGAACGUUCAAACACAGAAUGCAAAUGGUUUAUUGAUGGACAUGUAAUCAUAUUUAAAAAAUUAUUUGAAAUACAAUAAUAAUUAAAAUAGGACUACUUCAAAGAUUUAUAUCAUAAUCUAAUUAAGGCGAAACAAUCAGUUUACAUAACUGAUUGGUGGUUAUCUCCAGAAAAUUAUUUGCUUCGUCCUGUUGGCGAAGUAAAAUAAUAUUUAAAAUGUGAUUUUUAAAAUAAAAAUAAGAUAAAAAAUUAAGAAAGUAGAAUGGAUAAAAUUCUUGAAAAGUUAGCUGAAAAGGGCGUGCAAAUAAUGAUAAUUGUUUUUAAAGAACCUGCAAUUGCCUUAACAUUAGAUUCAGCUCAUACUAAACACUAUUUAAUGAAACUUCAUCCUAAUAUAAUUGUUAUGAGGCAUCCUAAUUCACUUUUGCCCUUUUUAUGGUCUCAUCAUGAAAAAAUGGUAAUUAUUGAUUAAUAAAUAGGAUACUUAGGAGGAAUAGAUUUAUGUUAUGGAAGAUAUGAUACAUAAAAUCAUGACUUAACAGAUUUUCGUUAAUAAACAGAAAAAUAAAAUUUAUAUAAUUUUCCGGGUAUUGAUUAUUCAAAUGCUAGAAUUAAAGAUUUUCAAAGUGUAAGGCAUCAUCAUAUAACUUCUUUAGAUAGAAUGAAAUAACCUAGAAUGCCUUGGCAUGAUAUCUAAAUGAUGGUUGUAGGCGAAGUAGUAAAAGAUAUGGUUAGACAUUUUGUUUAAUAUUGGGAAUUCGCAAAAGUAAUUAAAUAUAUAUUUAAAUAAAAAUAAUAUUAAUAAAUAAAUAAAUAAAUAAAUAAAUAAAUAAAUAAAUAAAUAAAUAAAUAUAUAAUCAUAAUUUUUUUAUAUUAUAUUAUAUAAAUAAAUUUAUAAGAACUUAUUUCAUAGAAAACGAAAAGUAGAUAAAAAGAAUUUAAGACAAUUUCUAAGCUUUUUUAAAAGCCAUAAAAUAUAUGUAAUCCUUUUGACAAUAUGGCUGGAAAAAAUGGACUUGAUUUAUUAGAAAAUAUUAAUUAAUAGUUUAUGAAAUAAGAAGAUGUUAACUUUUUUGAAAUUAAAAAUACUGCAAAAUAAUCAGAAUCGAUUAACAUGAGCUAAAUGUAUACAAAAAAUAAAUAAAAGGCUACUCCUUUAUAAUAGUUUUAUUAAACUUAAACUGAAGAGAAAAUUAUCAAAUAGAAAAUGCAUUUUGAUUAUAUUGAAUAUACUAAAACAGGAACUUGUAAAUGCUAAAUGUUACGUUCAGGAUCUAGCUGGAGUUUAGGAUUAAGUAAUUUUAAUACUGAACUUAGUAUAUAAAUCGCUUAUAUUUAGCUUAUUACUUAAUCUAAGCAUUUUAUUUAUAUUGAAAAUCAAUUUUUUAUAUCAUGCACAGCUGGACAUGUUGUUAAAAAUUAAAUUGCAAAUGCACUUAUUUAAAGAAUUAUUAAAGCUUAUUAAGAAUAAACAUCAUUUUUUGUUUGUGUAGUUAUGCCUUUAUUACCAGGAUUCGAAGGAGAAGUAUAUGAUUCGAACUCAGCAGUAAUGAAAUGCUAAUUAUAUUGGGAAUAUAAUACUAUUUGUAGAGGGGGUUCAUCAAUUUAUGAAAUUUUAAGUAACUAAGGCAUUAAUCCUUAUAAAUAUAUAAGAUUUUAUGGUUUAAGAACACACAAAUCAAUAAAUGAUUAACCUGUUAGUGAAAUAAUUUAUGUUCAUUCAAAAUUAUUAAUAGUUGAUGAUAGGUUUGUAAUAAUAGGAAGUGCAAAUAUUAAUGACCGAUCUUUGAUCGGAACUAGAGAUUCUGAAAUAGCUGUAAAAAAUAAAAAUAAAAAUAAAAAAAUAAAAAAUAAAAAAUAAUAGAUGUUGAUUGAAGACACUAAAUUAGUUUCGAGUUUUAUGGAUAAAAAACCUGUAAUGGUAGGAAAUUUCAGCUUUACUUUAAGAUAAAAUUUAUAUUAUGAACAUUUUGGAUUGAACUCAAUAUAAGCUAGAGAUCCUUUAAAUGAAGAUAAUUUAAACUUAAUAUUCAUGAGGACAAAAAUAAACACUGAAAUAUAUAGAGAAGUUUUUAGGUGUUAUCCAGAUGAUUAACUAGAGACUAUUUCUAAAAUAGAAAGUUGGCAAAAAGAAAGGAAACUAGAUAAAUAUAAAGAAUUAAAAGACCAUAUAAUAGGCAAUGCAGUUGAAUUGCCUUUAGAUUUUCUAAAAAACGAAAAUUUAAACUUAAAAAUAUCUCAAAAAGAGUAUUUUGUUCCAGUGGAGAGCUUUUUGUAAAGAAGAUGUCUUGUCGUUUUUUUUUAUUUUAUUUUUUUAAAAAAGUGUAUUCAAUUAUUAUAUGUUAUUAUUUUAAUAUAAUGA